AUGAAGGAGGAAAGUAAUAUAUUAGAGGAGUUGGUACGGGCUAAGGGAAGUAUAAAACGUAAAUAUACUACGUUAAAAACUGGUGAAGCUGAUGUUCAACAGUUAAUGACGCAAACAUUUAAACCCAUUAUAGAUCCUUUAACUAAAAUUUCGAAUACACGUGAUUUAUACAAUAAUCAAACUAGGAAAGAAGAUGUUAGAAUAGAUUCUGAAAUAAUUAAUACUAAUGAGAGUAAUAAUUAUGAUAAUUAUCAACUGGAGAUUGAAAAUUGGUUUCAAUCAAAAGAUAUAGAUAAAACAUUUGGUCCUAAAAAAAUUGUAAACAACGAUAUCACCUUGGGCGAUAAAGAAGUGAAAUUCACUCGAAACUUGCAAGAUUAUACGGGUAAACCGAUUGCUGGAUGUUUUUAUUCCGAGGAAAUACAUAAAACUAAUCACCGAAAUGAAUAUUUAAUCGAGAAAAUUAUACGUAGAAAGGGCAAUCAAGUGUUUGUCAAGUGGUUGUGA
This is a messenger RNA of Aphis gossypii (cotton aphid), 507 nucleotides long. RefSeq lists its product as uncharacterized. Lineage: Eukaryota; Metazoa; Arthropoda; Insecta; Hemiptera; Aphididae. The transcript has 2 exons. The record is from RefSeq and is a predicted model, not a curated record. The coding region runs from base 1 to 507 and encodes 168 amino acids.